AGGCGGCGCUCGGGCAGCCGCGGCGGCGGCGGCGGGGUCCUAGAGGCGGCGGCGGCGGCGGCGGGGACGCGGUGACAUUCAGGCCGGGUCCCGCAGCAUGGCGCAGGCGGCGCAGAGGCUGGCGCAGCGCAUCGCCGUCCGCGGGCCGCAGCUCCUCACCGCCGCCGUGGCCUACUCAAAGCCACGUUUGGCCACGUUCUGGUACUACGCGAAGGUGGAGCUGGCCCCGCCGAGCCCCGCCGACAUCCCCCGGGCCAUCGACAGCAUGAAGGCCUUGGUCAGGAGCUUCCAGACCGGCCGCUUGGCGCAGGUCACCGUCAAGGAAGCGCUGAGGAACGGUCUGGUGGCCACGGAGGUGCUGAUGUGGUUUUACAUCGGGGAGAUCAUAGGCAAGGGCGGCCUGAUCGGGUACAACGUCUGAGGGUUCACCCUCAGUAGUGCCGCGGUCCCGAGUCUGUAACGUGCUCUGUGACAAUAAAGCCAGGAACCGGC
This is a messenger RNA of Phalacrocorax carbo (great cormorant), 492 nucleotides long. The record is from RefSeq and is a predicted model, not a curated record. Lineage: Eukaryota; Metazoa; Chordata; Aves; Suliformes; Phalacrocoracidae.